Messenger RNA from Populus trichocarpa (black cottonwood), 1980 nucleotides. RefSeq names its product CDT1-like protein a, chloroplastic. The coding region runs from base 86 to 1771 and encodes 561 amino acids. Gene Ontology annotation, biological process: mitotic cell cycle; regulation of DNA-templated DNA replication initiation; DNA replication checkpoint signaling. Gene Ontology annotation, cellular component: nucleus. NCBI's taxonomy places the organism in Eukaryota, Viridiplantae, Streptophyta, Magnoliopsida, Malpighiales, Salicaceae. The transcript has 7 exons. The record is from RefSeq and is a predicted model, not a curated record. Gene Ontology annotation, molecular function: DNA binding; DNA polymerase binding.
UACCAAGAACCAGCCCUCCUCCGCCUCUUCCAAACCAGCAAAUCUCCUUUUGAUCUCAAAAUCAACAAGAAGAAGCACAGAAGCAAUGAACUCCUCCUCCCUACACUCUCCAAUCCCUUCUUCGAAAUCUAAAAGACCCAAACCAGAUUCUGAAUCAACUGCUGCAACCCCAAAAUCUAAACCUUCUUCAAACCCAACCAUCGCCACUCAAACCCCAACUCAGCCAUCCCAAGUCCCUCCCCGCCUCCGCAGCCGCCGCGUCGCUCUCUCCCUAAAAGAAGUCCGUCAGAUCGCCUCUCAAGACCUUGGAACCAGCCAAUCCAAGUCCGCCCGAAGACAGAUCGCGUCUUGGCCUGAAGAUUCCACCACCACCACCAGUAAACUACACAAGCCCAGGAAGAAUCAGACUCGUAACGGGCUCACUAAAAUCCCCGAUAAGUAUGAAAUGCUGGGUGAGCUUUUUGAUAACUUGGAUAGCUCGAUACGGUUGCUGCGUAUGAAGGGCUCAAUGUCUACUUUCUCUAAUAUUUCUCCCAAAAUCGAGUCUUUAACUGACAGGAGGUUUACGCAUAAGCAUUUGGCUCAAUUGAAAUAUAUUAUGCCGGAGGCAAUUGAGAUAAAGCGGGUGCUUCGGUUUAACGAGCAAACCAGUUGUAUGAAGCCGGAACUUCAUGUUACUGUCAAUGCUGAUGCAAUUGAAUGUGAUGAUGGAAAGUUGAAAUCUGAAAGUAAGAACAUAUAUUUACGCAAGGUUUUUCGCUCGAGGCUUGCAGAUUUUUACAGAGACCAUCCUCAGGGUGAUGACAUUCCAGAGGAAAUGCUCCCGGAGCCUUUCAAUCGCCUGUCAUUGCUGAAAGAAACCACAGCAGUUGAAGAAGAGCAACCAAUAGUGGCAUCUCUUUUACCCCAAAGUUUCCAGAGGCGCUUCUCCCAGAAAGGUACAAAAGUUGAAGCAGAAAACGCCCUCCAAAAACCAGUUUCCUCAGCUUUCGAGCCAUGCCCCAACAAAAUCUCCUUAAAUGAGGAAAUUAGUUGUUCUGCUCCAUCCCCAGCCGAAGUGUCUUUGAAACCAACCUGUGACCAAAAUUUUUCAUCUGCAACUCCAAGCAAAGAGAAAGAUUCCAUGAAUGAAGUAUUUGACUCUCCCAUAAAGAUGGCUAGUGUCCAGUCAACUCCUGCAAAACUUGCUUCAACUCCAGCUACAUUGAUAUCUACCACACCUGCUUUGCAUCCACAUAAAAGAUGUAUGAGCUCAUGUGAUGAUGAUUCUUUCAGCUCACCAGACAAGCUUGUCAGGCGUCCGCCCAGCAGGUCACUGAUAUUUGAAACUCCGGUGAAGCAUGCUAAGGAUGAACAAAAAGAGGAUGUAUCAGAUGAUGAUAAUAUCUUGAAAAUUCUUCCCGAGAGUCUUCUGCAAUCGAUACGAGAGAAAGAGCAGAAGGCUAAAGAAGAGCGAGAUCCUGCAAUCUCACAAGCAAAGAGGCGGAGACAAAUGAUUGCCUGUCUUCCUAAGCUCUUCAACAAGAUUCAUUUCUUGUUUCAGUCAAUAAAACAAUCAGUUCUCACAAAAGAAGAGCUUAUACACAAGAUAAUUGCAAGCCACUCUGAUAUUGCUGACAGAAGAGAAGUUGAAGAGCAGCUAAACUUGUUGCUUGAACUCGUUCCUGAAUGGAUUUCUGAGAAGUUGGCAUCUAGUGGGGACUUGCUCUUUCGCAUCAACAAACUGUAUAGUCCAGAAACUGUACGUGCACAACUUGAAGAAGCCAACUGAGAAAGAGAAUGCUAAUUCUUUUGAAAUUAUAGUUAGGAACUUAUCGAGUGCGCUGUGUAAAUUCUACCUCUUUUGUUGGCUAUUCCUGGAUGUCUUAAUUUAUGAUACGCUAGCCAAUUUUUGUAAAGAAGUGCAGGUAUUUUAGAUGUCCGUGAAUGAUUAAUUUCCUGACCAAAUAGCAAGAUAAUGAAAAGCCCCUUUUUUUGCAA